Suillus subalutaceus is the source of this 684-nucleotide messenger RNA. RefSeq lists its product as uncharacterized. The record is from RefSeq and is a predicted model, not a curated record. Lineage: Eukaryota; Fungi; Basidiomycota; Agaricomycetes; Boletales; Suillaceae. The transcript is spliced from 3 exons. The coding region runs from base 1 to 525 and encodes 174 amino acids.
AUGUUGCUCACUCUCUCCACUGAACACAUUCGCAAUACCGUUAUCACCAACGAGCAAGGUCAAAUUGUUUACAAGACAGAGACUCCGUUCAAACUUGGCGUCCGUACUACGACCAUUCAAAAAAUCAAGUCGAAUGACGGCCAGUAUCAUAUGCAAACCCAGUUCGAUGUCUUGGGAGAGAUCGAGUGGCACAAAUUUGCUUCCUCAAAGUUUCGUUAUGGUGGAACUGAAGUAGAGACGAAGGAGUUCAUUCCGAAGAGAGGCCUAUGGGGUCGGGAGCGCGUCUUCAUGGGACCAGAUAGCCGUCCCUAUCGCUGGAAGCUCAAGUCCAGAGUGGUAGUUGUCGCUCGCUUUCAUAGAGCGACUCUUGGAAUCAUAGGAAGGAAACGUAAAGCCAUGCUAGAAGUAUCACCUGAAGUGACUCAUAUGAUGGAUACCGUCAUCAUGACGUUCAUCUACGUCGAGAAACUCAGAAUGGACAAAGAACAGGCCUCGAGACGCAGGCUAUACUGUCAUAUUUAUUAAUACAAUGCCAGGGAUUGUAGAAAGCCAUGUAUGCAUACUCAGUGAGGAUCCGCGUUCCCCAUAGGUGUAUGCAUACAAGCAGGACCAGAAUUUCGGGGCUUCCUUUGAUGUAUGCAUACAAGCUUCGGGACUUCUUUUUAUCCAUAUCGGGAUGAUAAC